Wasmannia auropunctata (little fire ant) is the source of this 2275-nucleotide messenger RNA. RefSeq names its product hexokinase-2-like. The transcript is spliced from 10 exons. Bases 338 to 1750 code for a protein of 470 amino acids. Gene Ontology annotation, cellular component: cytosol; mitochondrion. The record is from RefSeq and is a predicted model, not a curated record. Gene Ontology annotation, biological process: glycolytic process; intracellular glucose homeostasis; glucose 6-phosphate metabolic process. Gene Ontology annotation, molecular function: D-glucose binding; mannokinase activity; ATP binding. Lineage: Eukaryota; Metazoa; Arthropoda; Insecta; Hymenoptera; Formicidae.
UUAUAUUUAUAAAUCUCGUAUAUGACAGAUAUAUUCGAAAUCCAUCUAGGAGUGCAAAUGUUUCUGCGUUUGACACUUUCACUUUUAUCUUGAUCACCGGGAUUUAUUCGCUGCCCUUGCUGAUAAUAUCAUGAACAUAAAUCAUGAAUUACGGAAGUUUCAUUAUUCAAACGGCAGGCAGAGUAUUUAUGAACUAUAUACUCUUUGAAGAAGCGCACUCGAUUAGAUAACCGGAGUGCACUUGACGCCAAACCUAAUCUUCAAGAGUUGUACAACAUCGGCUAAAUUGCUAAUACACACGUUGCUUCUAUAACCAGUGAUUUAAUAACAUUUCGACAUGGUCGUUCCUGCGGACCAUGCACUUCACGAGGCGAUUCAAGUAUCGCCGUUGAUACUUUCCGACGAUGUUAGACGACAAAAAAUUGAGAAUCGAUUGGCGAAGAUGCGAUUUUCCGCAGCGACCGCCAGGAAGAUACAGGAUGUUUUCAUUUCGGAAAUGAAUAAGGGAAUCCACCAGCAACAGUCCUCAUUGCAGAUGGAGAACACCUAUAUACCCGAACUGCUCGAUGGCACAGAAGAAGGUCUUUACUUGGCACUCGACCUCGGCGGCACUAACUUUCGCGUACUCCUGUUGGAAUUGGCCCAUGGUGCUCCCGUGCGGCAAGAGGUGAAGCGAUAUUACAUCGGAUCUGAAUUAAGGGUCGGCUCGGCAAUCCCUCUGUUCGACUAUUUGGCUGAGUGCGUCAGUGAUUUCGUCAUUUCUCAGGGUCUUCAGAACGUGGAGCUUCCUCUCGGCUUUACCUUCUCGUUCCCGAUGAUUCAACACUCACUGGACGUUGGCGUUCUGGUGACAUGGACUAAGACUUUCAACUGCCCCGAUGCCGUAAACAAGGACGCCGUGAGGCUCCUACGAGAGGCCUUAGAUCGGCGAGGUGACACAAAGGUGAAGGUCCUAGCCGUUUUGAACGACACCACGGGCACCUUGGUACAGGGAUCGACUUUAGAUCAUAACACGGCGAUUGGACUUAUUCUGGGAACUGGCAGUAACGCCUGUUAUCUGGAACGCGCGGAUCGGGUCGAGCAUUGGGAGACGGAGAGACACGGCGAGAAAGAAGUUAUCAUUGAUAUCGAGUGGGGCGCUUUUGGCGAUAACGGCGUCUUGGAUUUCAUCAAGACGGAUUUCGAUCGCGAGAACGACGCAAAUUCUCUUAUCGUGAAUUCAUUUACAUUUGAAAAGUACAUUGCUGGCAAAUAUCUCGGUGAGGUGGUGCGCGUGAUACUUGCGAAGUUGACCAAAGAGAAGCUUUUGUUUGUAGGAGACUCUACAUCAGACAGCCUCCUAACACCCGGUAAUCUUACCACCGAUCUGGUGUCGCACGUCGAGCAAGAUUCGGUGGACGGCGGCGACAGCAAUACGAAGGAGAUCCUUGGGAAAUUCGGCAUCAUUCCGGACGAGGAUGACAUCAGAAUCGUUCAAUAUGUGUGCGAGGUCGCCUCCAAUCGCGCAGCUCUUCUAGUAUCGAUAUGUCUCGCAAGUUUACUGGAUCGCAUCGAUAAAGAACAAGUAACAAUCGCCGUCGACGGAUCUCUCUAUAAGCAUCAUCCUCGAUUAGAAGGUUGGAUGAAGCAAUAUAUGUCGCUUCUCAGUCCAGGACGAAAGUUCAAAUUAAUCCACGCAGAAGAUGGAAGUGGUAAAGGCGCCGCGCUCGUCUCAGCUAUCGCACAAAGACUCCAGAAGCGGUUACAAUAACCGCGAAUAAGUUAGAGAUGUCGACCUGCCGUCAUCGUCAUCAUGGCGCCACGUUAUGGCAAAUUGUGAAUAGUCAUCGAAAUGUUCCACCAGCAGGUUUUGAUUUAAUUUAAAUCAAUUCUAAAUUCCACGAAUAUAUUACUCGCAAUAUACUUACAUUAAAUUCUAAUGGAUAGCACGAGCUUUGAUUAUUAUUAUCAGGCAUUGUGAAAUUUUUAGUAAAUAUUAGAAUGCGUUUAUAUCAAUUUCGCGAUAUAAAAUGAAAAUAUCAAAAAGUUAAAAGUACCGUCUGCCUGAUGCGUUAUUUUAAAGAAUAUAUACGCCUAUCAAGUGAGAAAAUGAAAUCGCGAGAAUAUAAAACGAGAAAUGAUAUUAUAUUUAUUAAAUGGAACUGCAAUGGGAACGUGUGCGUCCGAAAGAGAUGAAAAGUUGUUAAAUAUUGUAAACGUUUUGGAAACGUUCCUUCUUUUUGUACGAAAAAAACCAAAUUGUUAUAAUAAAAAAAAAUGCGACCAACGAUUUUAA